GCCAAAGCAGCGGCCAGCAUUAAAAAAUGAAAUGUGGACUGUGAAACCUUUAUCCGAUGGCCCGGUAAAAAGAACCAUCCUUGCAAAGCUCCAGUAUGUGCAUAGUUGAGCAUGCAACUAUAUGCUUGUCUUGAUGAUAUGCUGGCGAAUGAAGCUCGGAGGAAGGCAAGUUCAUUUGAGAUUAGGCAUGUUGAUCCAACUGUGGACGUUGAAGCUGAUGAGGGUGAUGAUUACACACAUGACACAUCUCCCGGUAAAUUUGAUCUGCUCAUAUCUGAUCAUGGGCUAGUUCGUGAUAUGUGUGUGAUCUUUCUCGCAAUCAGCAUUCUGCAGUUGUUCUUCAGGGACGAGUUGUGGAAGCCCUUUCCAGGAAAAAGCAGGGUAGGUGCUCUUUCAACUUCAUUGGCCAUUCUUAUGGAUUCAAACACUGCUCAUUUUCCUGAUCUGGUAAUGAGUUGGCUUAUUAAUAUUCAGUAUAUAUUUGCCGCUGAAUUGUCUGAUGAUAAAUCAAACACAAAUUUAGAGAAAAUGCUAUCCAACAGGAUUUCUCCAAGUGCAGAGAUUGAAGAUUUUCAGGGGCCUCGAGAUCUUGCUGUUGCUCCCCACAAUAAACUGCAUUUGACCCCAAGAGCAAUAAAUUUUGAAUGUCUAAAUUCUCUUUGAUCCUCAGCAGGCUAAUGCAUUAAAAGCGUUGGGAGAUGCAGGUUCAGCUACAAAACCCUUGAUAUCCAGUGCGAGUGCAGGGCAAAGCUUAUGACUCAUUAAGGAGUGUUGUACUUGAUAUUAAAGAAAUGGGGUUGAAUGAACCGAUAAUGAACCUCCACGCGUGCCUUUGCAUCUCUGAAUUUCUUGUAUAAAUUAAAGCAUGAGAAGCUUCACAUUAUCAGUGCUAAAAAAUUUACUAAGUUUCACUAAAAACAGGUCCUCACUGGGUUGACCCAGAGUAUCUCUAGCACCAAGUUCCAUCUUGGAAAUAGUCCGAACGACAGUGUCCUGGAUAUGUUACCAAAAGUUACUAAAGAGGAACUAUUGCAUCAUUGGACUUCGGUGCAGGAACUCUUGGAAACACUUUUGGUCAAAAAGUACCUCUAUUAACAAGGAGCUUGAAUAUCAGUGAGUUGAUAUGGUGGGGCACAAUAUGUUGAAGCGACUCUUGUCCAUUUUACAGGUUUCACUAAAAUUGUAUCCUAACUGGCUAUCCAUCAUCAGGUCACCAGAUUGAAAGACGCAAUGUCCCAAAGUUGCAGGAGAUGAAGGAUCUGUACAGUCUGAUUUCAGGCAUCAGGUUAGCACUAGCUUGCAUGUAGCCGCGAGAACAUUGCAGUUGCACGUGUCAAAAUUUAAGAUCCCGUAGCUGCAACUUAAAUUGAGAGGACCUUGUUGUAGGACUACGAUGCAGAUGUACAGAGGAGAUCUGCUAAGAGCGGAGAGAGACCCAAUGGGUUUACGUAGUGUGACUUCACCCUUGUUUCACUAUCCAUUGUGUCGCAAAAUUUUGAUCGUCUUUUUCAUGAAAAGAAUGACAUUCACAUUUCUUCCACUUGCUAAGGUUUUGGAAUGCAUCAUAUUUGGAAAAUUUAUUUAAGUGACUCUUUCAGUGUUUUCUAGUGAAUAGAAGGAGAAGCCAAUUUUAUUGAGUUGCA
Messenger RNA from Salvia miltiorrhiza (redroot sage), 1643 nucleotides. RefSeq names its product general transcription and DNA repair factor IIH subunit TFB1-3-like. Lineage: Eukaryota; Viridiplantae; Streptophyta; Magnoliopsida; Lamiales; Lamiaceae. Bases 112 to 663 code for a protein of 183 amino acids. The transcript has 8 exons. The record is from RefSeq and is a predicted model, not a curated record.